Molecule: messenger RNA, 1283 nt
Organism: Portunus trituberculatus (swimming crab)
Lineage: Eukaryota; Metazoa; Arthropoda; Malacostraca; Decapoda; Portunidae
Product: homeobox protein otx5-A-like
Exons: 4
Coding region: 178-1221 (347 amino acids)
Biological process (GO): regulation of transcription by RNA polymerase II
Cellular component (GO): nucleus
Molecular function (GO): DNA-binding transcription factor activity, RNA polymerase II-specific; RNA polymerase II cis-regulatory region sequence-specific DNA binding
Source: RefSeq, a predicted model, not a curated record
AACACCCGAACAUUUCACCAGAAGCUACAGGCUGGAACAUCGAGACAGGGAGAAACCACUGGGAGAAACUUCGAUCCCGUUGAAAGACCCCAACAUUUGUGGAGAAGCUCACACACAUACACCAAGCUGGCCUUCCCGGGGUUUGGAGGCCACUGCGGGGCGGGGGGCUCGGCCGGGAUGUACCUCAAAUCAGCCCCCUACUCCAUGAAUUCUAUAGGCCUAACUAUGGCGGGGGUUGACAGCCUGCACACGUCUAUGGCAUACCCGGCGCCCAGUGAAUACCUCUAUGGUAGUUAUGCACCCGCCAGGAAGCAGAGGCGCGAGAGAACAACAUUUACAAGAGCACAACUGGAUGUUCUUGAAUCUCUGUUUACUAAGACAAGAUAUCCGGAUAUUUUCAUGAGAGAGGAGGUUGCACUCAAGAUUAACCUCCCAGAAAGCCGCGUACAGGUGUGGUUUAAGAACAGGCGCGCUAAAUGCAGACAGCAGCAGAAACAACAAGCGGCCGGGGCUGAGAAGACACCCAGGGUUAAAAAGACAGCGAAGUCGCCUCCUCCUACCACACAAACCAACCCCCAGAGCGGCCAAACCACCCCGGGAGGACCUGCCUCACCUACCACGGGGGGGCACAGAGACACCACUCCCCCGUCACCCCCACCCACUGUCAGUUCAGCGCCUCCUUUGCCUCUCCCUGCUUCGUCAUCAACUGCUUCCACUUACAAUCCAAUCUGGUCUCCUGCCUCUAUUCCUCAUACAGCUUCUUCCUCUUCUAUUCCGCCCAUGGGUGACUUAAUGAACCCGCCCUGCUUGGAGAGAGGGGGUUACGGGGGGGUGAGUCAGCAGGCAGCAGCAGCAGCAGCGUGUUAUCAAGGCUACGCUGGCCCUGCUUACUAUACAAAUAUGGAUUACUUAACUCCAAUGUCCCACUCACAGAUUAAUGUUCCGGUAAGCACUAUGGCCACGCUGAACCACAUGGGGGGCGGCGGGGGGCAGCAAAUGAGCGGGGGUCAUACCUCCCUUGUAUCAUCAUCCCUCGGGGGAGCCUCUAGCGGUACCCUGGGGGCCUCACUGGGUGUAGGGGGGGCGGGGCAGUCCUCCCUGAGCCCCCGGACGCCCCCCUCCCUCAACUCCCUCACCCCCCUCCCCCAAGACUGUCUGGAAUAUGGAGACAAGAAUUCUGGAACUGCCUGGAAAUCAUAUCAGAGCUUCCAGGUGUUGUGAAGCGUGUUUGGGGGUGUUUGGCGGUGUUUGGCGGUGUUUGGCGGUGUUUGGCGGUGUUUGGG